UGCGCCAGAAACACACGAGCGCUUCAAAACAAGAUGACUUGAGUUCCAGCCUCGCAGAUAAGCCGAAUGAAGCGCGCGAUGACCGUUCCAUGGAGUUUGCUGUGGAUUCUGGGUUUGAUCUGCUCCUCGGACUCCAGCUGCUCUCCGACAUCUUACUAUAAGAGCUGCUGGAUCCGCAGAUUUCCAGGACUGUAUGUGGACAUAGAGGAAUCUCAGCGCAGAGGAGCUCACAUCCUGAAGGUUUAUCAGGAGGAGUCUGCGCUGAAAUGCAGCAGAGCCUGCUGCCUUACACCAAACUUCUCCUGCAACCUGGCUGUGUUUCAUUUCAACACCACUCAGGACAGUGUGAACUGCUUUCAUCUGCAAUGUCCGUCCGCUGAGAGCUGCAUUCCUCACCACAGAGGAAAUGUCAUCGUCUAUAAUGUCACUAAAGGUGUGGAUCCUGACCUGUUGGUGUUCGGGAAGUACUUCACCACCAACGUGCGUGUUCUUCCUCAUAUGUCAUCCUCGCGGCUCAAUGUUUCAGAGCCGCUGACCUCUGACAAGCGUCAGUUCAACUAUCCACCCGUCCGCUCCAUCAGUCCUGCCUCCACUAGUACAAAAAAACCCACAACCCCCCAACAAACCACUCGCGCUGUUCCUACUACACAUGAAGUACAACAUAACCUCCCUCGAUGUACUACAAUACCGGCUACAACUACUCAAAGCACAUCAGAGCACAUCAUAUCAACUACGUCACUCAGUCCCCAACAGACGACUACUACGCCACAGUGGGCAUCAACAAACCUGCAUCAUAUUACACAAACCCCCUCUCAGACGGAUGAACCUGAUACAACUACUAGCAUCCCAAACCCCUCACUAGAUCAUUCAACUACAGCCCACCCACACUCUACAACUGACUACUUUGACUCUACUUUGACCUCCAUCCCAAUCAAUGAAGCUCAAAGUUCCUCAACUACCCAACAGCCUUUGGGAUUACAGACUCUACAGACUACAAAAUCUUUGGCAACGGCUUCUCAAAACACUACGCAAUCCUUUACCAAGAUCUUGACAAGUACCCAACAACCCCUAACCCUAACCACAGCGCAACCUACCUCGCUUUCAAAGUCCACGUCUGCCAAGUCGGAAGAGUAUCCAGAAACUACAACUGUUUUCAAGACAGUUUCCACCCAGACAAAGCUUUUGACUUCUGCAAACUUGCCCUCACAAACCUCAACCCACAUUACCCCUGCAUACGAGACCGUACAAGCUACAACUGCUCAACAUGUUAUAUCAACUACGUCACAGCCAAAAAUGGACUCUACCCUCAAUCCUCAACAGACGACUACUACGCCACAGUGGAAGCCCUUAACUUCUGCAAACGUGCCCUUACAAACCUCAACCCAAAUUACCCCUGCAUAUGAGACUUCUACCCCAACCCAAACUACUGUUCUAUCCCAACCAGAACAGAUGAUUAGCAGUGACACAACAACCACCAGUCCUGCUACAAUCAGCACUGAUGACUCUACAACCCCUAGACACCUGACCCUUACUUUCACUCACACCCGUAUGGGCAACUCGCCAACCACCGGUAGUUUGAGUUCCUCUCUAACUGCCCCGACUAGCAGCAUGGUGGACAGUCAACCGUACCCCAAUGACACUAAGGGUUACAUCAGCCGGAACAUCACUACUGGUGACGCACCUCGACCCGGUGGGGAUGGAAGCUUGACAUCGGUGUGGCAUUUGGCGGCCAACACCGUUCUGGUGGCAUUAGCGGCCUGCGCUACCAUCACAUUCUGCUGCUGUUGUUCGGUGUUCGCGGCUCUGAGCUGGAGAGGCCGGAGGCGACGGAAGGGCAGGUACAGGACAAAUCUGAGGGGCAAGAGAGGAUCAAUGAGACUCAUCAAAUACGUCAUUGUAAGAGAAAGCUCGUAAAGCAGGGCCCUGGAAGACCACUGUCCUGCAGAGUUGAGCCCGAACCUUAAUCAAAGGCCUUGAUUACACCUGGAUUUAAGAUGCGUUUUGGUCGAUUGGAUCACAAGUAGACGAGGGAGACAUGUACCCGUUUAUACCUGGUGUC
This is a messenger RNA of Ctenopharyngodon idella (grass carp), 2059 nucleotides long. Its product is annotated as mucin-5AC-like. NCBI's taxonomy places the organism in Eukaryota, Metazoa, Chordata, Actinopteri, Cypriniformes, Xenocyprididae. The record is from RefSeq and is a predicted model, not a curated record. The coding region runs from base 67 to 1914 and encodes 615 amino acids. The transcript has 3 exons.